GCACGGAUUACUGAUAUUGACUCUAACUCCGAUGAACUUUCCCCUCCAUUCAAUGCAUUCUUACUGUACCUCCUACAUCUUACCAAUCCAGAUCUCACCUUAGAAAAUUCGCUCGAGAAUAUCCUCAUAAUUCCUUUUUCAAGCACGUUCUUUGCGAUCUAAAUUGCGGGGUGUUAUCACAAGCCACUCAACGUCGGCAUAGAUUACGUGCUCGCUCUGGACGGUAUGGCUACAUGAAACGCGUUUGGCAGAGUGGGGUUUAACCGCGCCGAGAAUUGUUUGAUUUCCCGGAGUCAAGGAAGGUUUAGCCAGACGGGCAGAACACUGAACAAAUCUGCGGACGAGGAGAAAGGUUGGAGAAAUACCAUUUCACGACAACAUCGCGUAAGAAGACGAGACGGUGCUUAUAUGGGCCUCUCCCGAACCCAAUUCUGCACUUUAUAUUCCGCCUUCCCCUUUGAAACUUCGACCGAACCAUCGGAGAAGCAGCAUUAUCUCGCAUUCGAAAUCAGACAGAAUCGGGGACGAUUCGCACGCCAUCAGUCCAAAGAAUCAACGUACCUUGAGCAUUCAAACAAGGUAUUACCCGGCUGGUAGCCCAGGUUGAGCAAUUGAUUGGAAGAACCGGCUUCUGCCAAAGUUCUAACCCAAAAUGGGUCUCUUGUAGGUGCCUUUUUGGGUUCAAGGCAUGCGAACUUGAUGCUGAUAUGGAAAUGUUAAAGGGCUUUAGGAACCCCAUUGGAUUGGCCCGAGGCGAAACAAGUUGCAAAUCAUGUCCGCGAAUGGGGUAUAGAGGUGAGAUUUCGGGAACAUGUUCCGAGAGUACUGCUGGGAGACAAGACUAAUCGGUGGUAGCAACUGCUGGCAGUUUGGAAUAAAGCAAAGGGAAAGGAAAGAGAUGCUUUACUCUGGGGUGAUGAGGUCGGUCAAAGGAAGAUUGGGUACUGGAAAGCCUCUAAAUGUGUUCUAGGUCGAAUAUCUCGUGGUUACAUACAAAGACGGUACUCCAAAAGUCACUCUGUCCCUUCGACAAGCCGAUAUUCUGGAUGCUCUUGCACGCGAUGAAACGCUAUCCGAGGAAGGGGGAUGUGUGCCCGACUUACAGCUUGUUGGGUAUGUGACCAUGUGCCCUAACCUGCAUCGCACCUCUAACAAAACACAGAGGCGCACUUCCUAUCUUCCACCCCGAAUUCGGUCGCUUUAUGCUAGAGGCCACACCCGGAAAGCCUUGGGGAAUUGGUUUUCGAGAUCUUCUUGAUGUAGAACCUAAUAUGAAAUUGAGGUAAGAAAGAAAAAAACCCCCGUAAUUCAGGAGCUCGUUUAACAUGGAUUAGACGAAAGAUUGCGAAAGAACACAUGAAUCCUGAAGAAUACCCCAUCACCCUAACCACCUACCCUCAUCUUGGAUGCCCUGGUACUUUCACAACUCCCUACUAUCCACCAUCUGGAAAUAAGCUUCGUUCACAGUUUGUACCUGAUGAAAUUGCAAACCCUCAUAUUCGUUUUCCUACAUUGGCCGCCAACAUUCGUUCUCGUAGAGGUCAUAAAGUUCAAGUUAAUGUUCCUGUAUUCAAGGACAAAAAUACUUCUUGGCCCUGGAAAGAUCCCACGGUCAACUAUGAUCUACACAAGUAUCCUGAGGAUGAUGAUGUACGGCAAGGUGCAGCACCAGAUAACUUUAUUCAUAUGGAUGCAAUGGCAUUUGGCAUGGGUAGUUGUUGCUUGCAAAUCACUUUCCAAGCCAAAAAUAUCACGGAAGGUAGAAAAAUGUAUGAUCAGUUGAGUCCGCUUGGCCCAAUUUUGCUUGCAUUAACUGCUGCAACGCCAAUAUACAAAGGAUUCCUUGCAGACACCGAUGUUAGGUGGAAUCAAAUCAGUGCAGCGGUUGAUGAUAGAACACCUGAAGAGCUUGGGGAAAAGGUAGAUGCCCGUUUCUUCCCCUGAUAACCUUUUGCUAACAAUUUAGCCUCUUCAAAACGAUCGCUGGAGAAUACCAAAGUCUCGUUAUGCCUCUAACUCCACCUAUAUUUCAGAGGACCCAAGAUUACGAAAAGAAUAUUUGGAUCCAAACCUCAUUGUGGACGCCGAUGUGAAGCAAAAGCUUAUGAAUGGUGGAAUGGAUUCUCUCUUGGCUACCCAUUUUGCUCACCUUUUCAUCCGCGACCCAAUCGUUGUUUUCUCCGAAGACCUGGAAAAGCUAGAUCUGGAUAAAAGCGACCACUUUGAAAACCUCCAAUCCACCAAUUGGCAACACAUUCGGUUCAAGCCACCACCAACCGGUAGCGAUAUUGGUUGGCGUGUCGAGUUCCGUCCUAUGGAAAUUCAAAUAACCGAUUUUGAAAAUGCCGCCUUUUCAGUAUUCAUCGUUCUCAUCACUCGAGCGAUUCUAAGCUACGAUCUCAAUUUCUACAUACCCAUUCCUAAAACCGAUGAAAAUAUGGAAACAGCUCAUAAACGAGAUGCUGUCCUGCAAGACAAAUUUUUCUUCCGCAAGAACCCCUUUCCUACGAGAUACCCACGACCAUACUCCGCUAAUGGAGGCGUCACUCCAACUGGCACCACCACCCCCGCCGUCCUCUCUCGCCCUCCUACACCUACCGGCCCAGUAGAGGACGAAUACGCACUCAUGAGCAUCGACGAGAUCAUGAACGGGAGUAAACCCGAUUCGGCAAACAACUUCCCCGGUCUGAUACCCAUCGUUGAGAGUUACCUCGAUAGCAUGAAUGUAGACGUAGAGACAAGAUGCGAACUGGCUUCCUAUCUGGACCUUAUCCGUAAACGCGCGAAUGGGUCUUUGUGGACGGCAUCAAAGUGGAUUCGGAAUUUCGUCGAUUCCCAUGAGGAUUAUAAACAUGAUAGUGUUGUUGGGGAGACGAUCAAUCAUGAUCUUAUUGGGGCGGUGAUUGGGCUUGAGGGAGAGGGAAAGAGAGAAGCGAAGGAUGUGGACAGGUUUCUGGGCAGGUUUUAUAGGCCUUGUGGUGGGGAGACAAAGUAGGGGCUAGGUGGGAGGAGGUUGGUAUAUUAGAUUAUAUAUGUGACUUGGAUGAGUGGAUGGGCGUUUGUGGUCGUGGCGUGGCGUGGCGUGGCGUGGUGUAUAUAGAGACUUGCGUGGUUGGUUAGUGGGAAUAGGAUAGAUUGUUGGUUGGAUAUACUACUGUUAGUAACGAUAUUCUGGCUAUCUAUGGGUGAUUAUUUUGCGUUUUUGGAAUGUGGUAUGAUAUACAUGAUUUUCUUUGUUAUUUGUUACCUGGUACUGUAGUGUGGAGAGAAGACUGGAU
This is a messenger RNA of Hymenoscyphus albidus, 3278 nucleotides long. The record is from the annotation of a GenBank genome assembly. Lineage: Eukaryota; Fungi; Ascomycota; Leotiomycetes; Helotiales; Helotiaceae.